GUGAAAAGAAUAUUCAAUUGCCGACUGCUCAAUGUUAAUGCAAGAAAAAUUCUUGAAAUUCUAAUCGACUAUUGAACGCUUACAGGUAAUAAGAAUAUUUUGAUAGAUUACGCCUAAAAAUGUAUCAUAUGAAGACAAUAGUCCCAACCGAUGAACGAAUAGAGCUUCCAAAAUGCAUGUAUCGGGUUAGAAAUAUAAUGGAAGUAAAUAACAUAAACGACACCGAAAUUAAUAUAUGCGAGCAGGUUACCAAGUUUCUUAAGAAAUCUCAUAGUCCAGUGAUGGAGCUGGAAGAGAGGCAAGAUAAGUUACUUCUUAAACUUGAUAAACUAUAUGAAAGGAUUAAAGAUAUCAGCUUGCUUUGUAAAUCUACACCAACACUUAAACAAAAAUCUGUUAACAGAAGUGUUGAACAGAAAUUAGAUAAGGAACUAGUCCUAGUACUUGACCCUGAAGUACUACCAUGGUUCCUAAUUGUGUUUGUCAAAGGGACUAAAGCAAUAAAUAUGGCAUGGCACAUUCAUUCUAAUGUAGACAAGAAAAAUAUCGCUAAAAUAAAUAGUUUCAUCAAGAAAAACCAACAACUUUCCAAUCAAAGAGACUCUAAAACAAAUGUAAGGCUGAUAUUUAAGAAAGUUGCAUCAGCUGCGGAACUCAUAGUGUCUUCCUUAGAAAUUCCAAUAAUUGGUUCAGUGAAUAUUAUGAGAUACUUAUGUUUAAAUUUUGCUCAUAUUGUGCCCUAUGAUUAUACAGACCAUAAUGUAGAGGGUCUUCUUGAUCUAGCUUUUCUUCUAGAAAGAGCUCCAGAAAAAAGCAAAGAAAAAAUACUCAACCAAAUAUUUUCUCAAUCUAAAAACUGGAUCUAUAAAAAUGAAUUCUCCAUUAUUGAUUUAGCAGUCUAUAAUGCUGUUAAACAAUCACAAAGUCUUGUACGAGCUCUACCUAAACAGUGGUAUGAUAGUUGUGAAAAAAUAUGUAAUAUUUAAAAUUAAAAAUAAUAAAUUAUAAUAAUG
This is a messenger RNA of Aricia agestis (brown argus), 1013 nucleotides long. RefSeq names its product aminoacyl tRNA synthase complex-interacting multifunctional protein 2-like. Gene Ontology annotation, cellular component: aminoacyl-tRNA synthetase multienzyme complex. The transcript is spliced from 5 exons. The record is from RefSeq and is a predicted model, not a curated record. Lineage: Eukaryota; Metazoa; Arthropoda; Insecta; Lepidoptera; Lycaenidae. Bases 120 to 986 code for a protein of 288 amino acids.